AUGUGGAAGGCCCCGACGCAAACGUUUGUUAAAUCAAACUCUUACGGCCUUUUCUUUUUGCCAACAAAAGUCAGAUUUAACCAAGUUAAUCUUAGGGUUGUUAAACAAACAAAUAACGUUAACUAUCCCCAACCUCUAAGCUUUACGAACAAUAUGACAUUUCCCAACAAACAAUAUUUUGAAGGCGAGGAUUUGAUGAAUAUGAUGGAUCAGGUUGCAAGGAAGAUGAAGGAUGUUACUGAAAAGCCUAAAUGUAAACAAGUGUUGAAUACCUAUCGCACAGAGAGCCACGUACAAAUAUACAGAUUUCUAGCCUCUGUUAUGAAUCAACUCCAACACAAUGAGUACAAAGAUUGUAGAGGUCUAAAUUCCCACACACUCAUUGGACGAAGAGGAAUUGGAAAAACAGCAACUCUCACCAAUAUAUCUUUAGCCGGUCAAUUAUUGUUUCCAAAAAUUAUUCCUAUUUACAUUUCGUAUUUGGGUAUUCAGAAUGAUCCGUUCCUUCAACAACACACAGUCAUGGAAGUUGUGGAAAUGGUUCUAAAUGAGCAGGGUAUUCCAGUAGACACACUUGGAGGAAGAUUUGUGAACAUUAUGGAAGCACUUUUUGAAGUAGAUAAGCACGUUUUACUUAUUGUGGAUGAAAUUGAUCAAUUGUAUCAAGUUUGCCCAAAUGGCUGGAGUGACACUUUGAUUAAAUCUUUGGGAGAACUUGCAUCUAUUGGUGAUAAUGAUAGUGGAAGGUUUUCAGCAAUUCUUUGUGGCUCCUCUUCAAGAAUUUCUUUACUUGUCAAUGCCAAUGGUAAGAAGGAUGAAGUUACAGUGAAAGAGUUUCCUCUUGUUGCCAGCUCACCAAAUUUGAAUGGAAACAAGUUUAGAAUAAGACGAAUCCUUACGAAUCCCCCAACUGACAUUACAGUUGCUGCUCAUAUCUUAGAAUCUGGACUGGUCAAUACAAAAAACAAGGCUAUGUGUAAAGCUGUUACCUUUAUUACUGGAGGUGUUACAAGAGAAAUUCAGAGAUUACAGUUUGAAAGAAGAGAUGAGACAUUCUUCACCUCUCUCCAUGUAGAAUCUAAUCCUAAAGCUUUGGCUACAUUAUCCUCACCUGCAGGAGAAAUUUGGAACAACAUUUUAGCUUUGCUAUUCGAAAAAAACAAAGAAUUACUUGAACAAUUAGUAGAUAAGGAUGGGCUUACUGAUAUGGAAAAAGUAAAGAGUGUAAAUUGGGAAUACCUGUUCAAGCCUUUAAGUUAUACUGAACUCAAAGAAAAGAUGGGUUCUGUAACCAAUUUAGACCAUUGGAUUUUCCAUUUGUUUGACAGAGAUUAUAUUACUGUUUGUGAGAUCAAUAAUGGAAGACCAGAUGAAAUUUACCCAUACUCACUAUAUAUGCUUUUGAGAAGUGGAAUGACAGCAAGUACCAAAAGAGAUGAUGCUAAACAAAUAUCUGCUUUUUUUAGAGGCAUUAUUUGUGAAAUUUCUUCAAGCAUCAAGGAUCCUAAAAAGAUGGGGGGUGUUAGAGAUUCUAAUUCCAAUAAGAAAUCUAGCUCACAAGUUGAUGAAAUUUCUGCAAGACCUCCAAUUAGAAGAUCUAAAGUACCAAUUCAUUACAGUAAUAAGGAAAGAACAACAAAACAUCCAUCUUCACAUACCUUGAAAAAGAUUGAGAUUGAAGAUCAUUGUCCAAAAUGUGAAAAGAAGAUUGAAAAAUCUGCAUUUGAGUAUCAUAAUAAGAAACAAAAGAUUUCUAGUAAAGAUAGUGAAAUUCCAAAAGAUGAAUCCAUUUAA
Messenger RNA from Naegleria gruberi, 1794 nucleotides. RefSeq lists its product as uncharacterized. Lineage: Eukaryota; Heterolobosea; Eutetramitea; Acrasida; Naegleriidae. The coding region runs from base 1 to 1794 and encodes 597 amino acids. The transcript has 4 exons. The record is from RefSeq and is a predicted model, not a curated record.